GUCCACGUCAAAAUACAAUGAGUAAAUGGACAUUUUUUUCCCUUUUCAAUCUUGUUGUGUAUUUUUCCAAUACGAAUUUAUUCUUUUUGUUGAAAUCAACUUUCUAAUUACAUCAAUCUAAUGUUUUAAUCCACUCUGGCUUGUUUAUCGUGUACGCUUUGUUCUUCUUGACGGUCAAAAAAGAUACCUCGAACACUGGAUAACAGAGGGAUCGCUUCAGCUAUAAAAGGAUUUGAGUAGAAAAUGGAUUUGUUAGACUUGGAAAAAGUCUGUCGCGGAUGUUUGAGCAAGAAUGGGGAGAUGCGAAACCUAUACGGUUCGUGUCUAGAUAAAAUGUUGAUGACCGUAGCAGAAGUUCAUGUCGAAGUAGGCGAUGGAUUACCCGAGAAAAUGUGUGUCCAAUGUGUACUGCAAGUGAGCCGAGCCUUCACAUUCAAACAGCAAUGUGAACGAUCGGACACAACGCUUCGCUCGUACUUCCAAACCAUUCAGGAAUCGAUGGCGUCAACGGUGACCGUCAAUGAUGAGACAACGGGAACGCAAUCCGUCGAAGUACAAUUUCAAGAUCCGACGAAUGGCGAAAAGUGCUUUCUCGUUGUGCAACAGAUAUCGAUGAUGAACACCGACGACCUGGUUACGUUUUCCGACGACAAUAAAAUCGUUGGAAAUGUGAUCUGUCAGGAGGACGUUGUCGGUACGGAAACAAAUGAACCGAACGAUUCGUUGUCGGAUAUAAAUUUCGCCAAUGACGAUGUCAUCAAACUGGAGGAUUCGUCGUCGUUGGCUUUGGUUGACGUGGAAGAUUUGGAAUCUGAAAUUAUCACGGACAGUUAUGACACUUACUCGAAUGAUGACAGCGCUUCGAAUACCCAAAAUAUUAUUCUCACCGCUGACGAUGCAGUCACUGAAUUACUUUUCCAAACCGAGGAAGUUGCCGACGACAACACGUUUUCAGAACCCAUCGAAUCAAAGGAACAAGAUCAACAGCCACAAGAUGACACAUCAAUUAUGCCUGACGAAAAACCGCCGCCAUCACCGGAAGAAACGACAAAUCUUAGAUUCGCCUGCGAAUUUUGUCAUAAACGAUUUGCCGAAAAUAAAAUCCUGAAACGACACUUAAAGAUACACAGCCCGAACAAGCCGCACGUUUGUUCCGUUUGUAAUAUGUCCUUUGCGGAAAGUUCCAAUUUAACGAAGCAUAAGAAGAAACACACCGGCGAAUUGAGGAAUGUCGUGGGAAAACCGAAUUUAUGUUCCGUUUGUGGCAAAGGCUUCAAAUGGGCCAGUUCGCUGUCCAAACAUAUGAAACAUCACACAAAGCACAAAAUUUUGAAUUGUCCGUAUUGUCCCAAGUACUAUGUGGAGGCGAGAUCGCUCAACAUUCAUAUUCGUAACCAUACAGGUGAAAAGCCCUAUGUAUGCAACAUUUGCAAUAAAGGUUUUACGCAACUGGGAAACUUGGAGAAGCACACAAGGGUGCACACUGGCGACAAACCAUUCAAUUGUCCGAUUUGCAACAAAAAUUUCUCACAAAGCGGUUACGUGACAAUUCAUCUGAGGACGCAUACAGGUGAACGGCCCUAUCAUUGCUCAGAAUGUGGAAAGGGUUUUGCCGGGUCGAACACUCUAGCCAUUCACAAACGGACACACACUGGCGAACGAAAUUUUGGAUGCAACAUGUGCGACAAAACAUUUGCUCGUAAAGAGACAGCUGUUAUCCAUCAACGAACGCAUACAGGCUUAAAACCGCAUAUCUGCAAAAUUUGCAAUCGCGGUUUUGCAAGCUCAGGACAUCUGACCGGUCACAUGCGAUCCCACAGUGGAAUCAAAAACCAUGAAUGUUCAAUUUGCAAAAAGCGAUACGCUGGCGGAAAUACGUUAAAGGCCCACAUGAAGUCGCAUGACACAAAGGCACAGCUCACUAUUACUGAGAUUCUGUUACCGGGCAAUAUGGCUAUGAACGAGAAUGCUGACACGACAAUCAAAUCGGAAAUGUCGAUUGGACCGUGAACGACAGCCAUUUGUGAUGACAUUCCAUUCAUUUAAGUCCAUGUAGGAGAAAUGGUACACUCCAAGGUUCCUUAAGAAGAAAUACUCAAAACUUACUUCGACUGAUUUCGACGAAUAUUCAACAGAUUGUAAAGUGCGUGCAUGUAAAAACUGUGACAAAUUAAUAAGCGCCUGUGUAGCAACAAGAAA
Molecule: messenger RNA, 2199 nt
Organism: Bradysia coprophila
Lineage: Eukaryota; Metazoa; Arthropoda; Insecta; Diptera; Sciaridae
Biological process (GO): regulation of transcription by RNA polymerase II
Cellular component (GO): nucleus
Molecular function (GO): DNA-binding transcription factor activity, RNA polymerase II-specific; zinc ion binding; RNA polymerase II cis-regulatory region sequence-specific DNA binding
Source: RefSeq, a predicted model, not a curated record